Homalodisca vitripennis (glassy-winged sharpshooter) is the source of this 1031-nucleotide messenger RNA. Its product is annotated as folliculin-like. The coding region runs from base 201 to 1031 and encodes 276 amino acids. Gene Ontology annotation, molecular function: GTPase activator activity. Gene Ontology annotation, cellular component: cytosol. NCBI's taxonomy places the organism in Eukaryota, Metazoa, Arthropoda, Insecta, Hemiptera, Cicadellidae. The record is from RefSeq and is a predicted model, not a curated record. The transcript is spliced from 8 exons. Gene Ontology annotation, biological process: positive regulation of TORC1 signaling; positive regulation of GTPase activity.
CCUAACCUAAUGUCUGUCUGCGCAAUGUUAGGUUAUUUUGGUUGUUGUCAUGAUAAGGUUGAUUACUUCGUAUGAAAUUGGGUUUUUUAUAAGUUUAUUAAUUUGUGUUGUGAAUAUAAAUUUAAAUCCUUUGGCUAAUCAGACGUAGUGUAGCAAUUAAUUGAACUGAGUUUGAAUACUUUGCCCAAAUAAUAAGAAAGAUGAGUUUUGUCAUAUCGCUUUGUCAUUUCUGUGAUCUCCAUGGACCAAGCAUACUUCUCACGUGUUAUUCUGCACCACAAGAGGAAGAACUUCAGAGUUCCAAUGAUGUCACAUGCCAGGCUUGUUCGAUGGCGGAGAAGUACGUGACUGUUGAGAGAGUAUCUGGGACCCGCUACAUCAGCAGUCGUCUGCCUGUUCAACGUCAAGCCCUGGUUUCCUGGCUGACUCAUGUCUGUGUGCGGAGUCUCAGCUGUGAGCUGAACCCUUGUGUGUUCUGUGAACCCCCCAACUGUGCUCUGUCCAUCUCAUUCUCUGUGCGUGAUGCCAAAGCUCGAGGAUUCUACCACUGGCUUAGCAUUGUUGUCAGUUCACGUGAUCUGGCCCUGUUGGCUUCUAGUUGGCCCUUCCUUUCACACAACAUUCAGUUAAUUGUUAACUGGCUUCAAGACAAGGCAACAGAGGUUUACAACUUGGAGAGACCGUUCCGAGGCAUUGAGCCAUCUCAGUCUCGGCCCUUACCUCAGCUUGUCAAGUCGAAAGCUGUAUACGCAAGGCUCCAUUGUUGGUUUGCUUGGAUAAUCGAAGCUUGCAAUUCUCGUCUGUCUGAAGUCAUUCCUCGCUCUCCCUUCUACAAACUGCAGCCUCAGCAUGUGUUUGAGGAGGGUAGCCUGAAGUCCCUCCGGACGUUUCUGACCGCUCCAGUGUUUGACCUGGCAGCACUGAAUGUGCUGGAAGGUCGACAAGUCAUUGUGAGAGGUGACAUUCCUGCACUGGUCCAGGCAACAGUCCUCACACUUAAGGAUCUGUAUGUUCUCAUAAGCUUCAAGUAG